CUACCAAAUAGAUAGUGUGGAUGUCCAUCACACGACCUCAUGGGAAGCUCUAGUGAGGUGGACCACUUGGUACCAUUUCCCUAUAUAUAAAUAUAAUCAACAUAUUUUCCAUAUAUAAUCAACAGAAUGGCAAUCCUGCAGCUGACAGCAAUUAAUCGGGACAAGGCUUGCAUGAUGAUGAAUAUAACUAAUAAAACUAAUUGGACGCGACCCAGACCCGACUCUAACCGAGUCCAUGUUAAUGGACCCGACCCGAUUCUGACGAAUCAAAGCAUUUGUACCUGGACCCGUUGAAUUCUGGACGGGUCCAUCGGGUACCGCUGUAUGUUUAAUCAAGAGAAACCCAGAGUCAUUCCUGUAAUUUACCAAAGCCUAUAUAAACCCUUCUAAUCCCCUCUCUCUCUUUCCCUCCCAUUUCCAGAACCUUCGAGACGGAAAAAAACGAGAACAUGGAAGCGGCAGCAGCUCUUCCGAAUACCCAAUCCGCUCCUUCAUCUUCCUCCCGAAUCCCUGACGACACCGUAUUCUACUCCAUAUACCCCGAUUUCUCCCUCUCAAAACCCCCGUCCGACGUCGAUGCACUGAUCUCCUUCCAUCUCCAAAUCCUCGACUUCAUCCAACCUUACGUUUCCGACUACAUCUGGCAACACCAGCAGUUCAAUCUCUCCAUCUCUCCGAACCCUCCGAUCCCUCAUCUCUACGGAAAAUCCAAGUUCGGCGACAAUCUCGACGACGAAUGGUUCAUCGUCUUCCUUCUCUUCGAGAUUUCCCGCCAAUUCCCGUCGCUGUCUGUCCGUAUCAGCGAUUCCGAUGGUGAAUUCCUUCUCAUCGAGGCUGCGUACUCCCUACCCCGUUGGAUCAACCCCGAGACCAGCUCGAACCGUGUCUUCAUUCGUCAGUCCGCACUACACGUCGUGCCGAUGGCCCGGCUCUCGAACCCAACCAUAUCUGAAGCAUUGCAGUUUAUGAUUGAUCAUGGUGAGGAAUCUAGAGCGUCGGAUGCUGUCCAGUCCGCGCUGGGUCGCCGGAUCUCGGAGUACCCCGAGCGAGCGCGGGCUAACAUCUACCGGGCCAAUGUACGGGUCCCGCUCCCUGUCGCGCAAGUGCUGAAGCAUGAGCCGUGCCUGAUUGCCCUGGCGGUGGAGGGGUUCUAUGACCGGGAUAUAGAUUCGAUGAAGCACGCUGCCCGGAUGGAGAAGUUCGGAGGGAGGGAGGAGGAGAUGGUGCGGGUUUCAGUACGGAUGUCGAGGGCGAUGUACGCUCAGCUGGUGCAGCAGAUGUUCCAGGCACCGAGGGUUUACCCAAUGCCACCGAGGGGUGAUGGGCCAGUGUAUGUGGAGGCGGAGCUUGGGAUGAAGAUAGCUUGCGGGUUUGAGAUGGCAUAUCAGGAGAGGUGGCUGGCUGGGGUGGAAGGGAAAGGGAGUGGUUUGGAUGCGUAUAUGGACAGCUUGGAGAGGAGUGGGUAUUUUGAAGGGCUGAUGCCGGGGUCGAAAGAACACCGGCGACGCAUGGAAAAUGCAAUGGAGUACUAUAGAAAGAGUGAGCUGUUUUCUCGGAUGAGCAAGACGUUGAAUGCUCCGGUGAGACGCAUUGAUGAGAUUCUCACAUCGCCCCAUUCGGUUGAUGAUUUUAGAGGUCUUGAUCUUCCGCCUUCAGACGAUGAUUCUUGGCUCUACAAUGGAGAGGAUGAGUUGAACUCGGCUAUUCUGGAGAGACAGAAAGAGAUGGAGAUUUAUGAAUCACAACGUAGUAAAAAUCAAAAGUCAAGAAAACAGAAAGGAACUGAUCACUCUUCUGAUAUGCAGUUGGAUGAUUUUGAUCUUGGCAACUUUGCAAAGACUAUGCAAGCAUUUGUCGAUAAGGUUUCCAGCUAUGAAGGAGCAGAAGUUCCUCAAAACAGGGAUUCAAAGGAAGUGGAACUAGAUGCAGAUCGCUUUAUUAAAGACAUGGAAUCAGCCCUGGGUCACAUGGAUCGUGAAGACACUGCUCAGGGUGCUGAUUCUGAAGAAGGCGAUUCUUCGUCAUCAGAUUUGGAUUUUGAUGAGUCCGAAGAUGGGAGUGAUGUUGGUGAUCCAUUAGAUGAGGACAUGGGGAACACUUUUAUGAAUUCCUAUUCUGAUGCACUAAAAGAGGAGCUAAAGGCAACUACUCUUAAGAAAAGUUUCAUCCGUGCAAACGAACAGCCUGCUGUGAACGAUAAGGAGGGAACAUCAAAUGCAUCGAAGGAGGACAUGGACGAGGAUUUCACCCCUGUAGAUGUUGAUGUAAACCUUGUGAAGAGCCUUCUUGAUUCCUUCUCUUCUCAACAGGGCCUUCCAGGCCCCGCAUCCAAUCUGCUUGGACUCAUGGGUUUACAGCUCCCCCAGGAUGCAAGCAAGGGUAAAUGAUAUGUUUCCCUGUAACAGUGUGUUCUAUAACUUCAGGCCAGCCAUGUUUUGAGGCUCAUUUAUGGCACUGUACUUCAUCCGGUAAUCAGUUUAAUACAAGCGGGUCUGCACGAGCGGUGAGCCUUCAACUCUACCUUGUGCCAUGACCUGUUAAAAAGGCUGUGUUAGUAGGGCUGUAUAUAUACUUUAGAUAAUGAGAAUAUUGUGACCUUGCAGCGAAAAUCCAAUUUUCUCAGAAGGGAAAAGGAACGAAGGCAUUAAAAUGCAGAAUGUGAAAGAUACCAAUGUGUGUAGGAUUUUACAUUUGCCAAUGGAUAUUGGGCUUCUCUUUA
Magnolia sinica is the source of this 2719-nucleotide messenger RNA. Its product is annotated as protein ecdysoneless homolog. Gene Ontology annotation, cellular component: nucleus. The record is from RefSeq and is a predicted model, not a curated record. NCBI's taxonomy places the organism in Eukaryota, Viridiplantae, Streptophyta, Magnoliopsida, Magnoliales, Magnoliaceae. The coding region runs from base 450 to 2387 and encodes 645 amino acids. The transcript has 5 exons.